CAAUUGUCCCGGUGUUUCGUUGUUUUCUUGUACAGUUUUCACCCCAAUUCCACAUAUACCCCCAUCCAUCACCAUGAAGCUGGACGAGCUCAAGCCUCUCGAGGCCCUCCUCACCGCGGACUUCCGCCAGAUCGAGCCCCGCCUGCAGGCUCUCGACAAGCACCUGAUCCUGCGCACCUACCUCGACGGCUACACCCUCGGCGACAUCGACACCAAGAUCUGGCUCGCCCUCCGUGGCAACCGCGCCGCCGUCUCCUUCAUCAAGCGCGGCUCGCUCGCCAACCUUGCCAGAUGGUUCAACUACAUUGAGGAGAACCACCCCGAGAUCCAGGCCGAGAUCAAGGCCAAGGAUGCUGCCGCCAAGGCCAAGGUCGCCGCCGCCUCCAAGGCCGGUGCCAGCUAUGCGCUCGCCCUCCAGAACGCCGACCAGGGCGUCGUCACCCGUUUCCUUCCCGAGCCCUCGGGCUACCUUCACAUCGGACACGCCAAGGCUGCCCUCCUCAGCGACUACUUUGCCCACCAGGCCUACAAGGGCCAGUUGCGCCUCCGUCUCGACGACACCAACCCUUCCAAGGAGAAGCAGGAGUACCAGGAUGCCAUCAUUGAGGAUCUCGCCCUCAUGGGCAUCAAGCCCGACACGGUCACCUACACUUCCGACUACUUCGACUACCUCUACGACAUGUGCGUGCGCAUGAUCAAGGAGGGCCACGCCUACGCCGAUGAUACCGACCAGGACACCAUGCGCGACCAGCGCUGGAAGGGUAUUGCCUCUGCCCGCCGCGACCGCUCCGUCGAGGAGAACUUGCGCAUCUUCACCGAGGAGAUGAAGAACGGUACCGAGGAGGGUCUGAAGAACUGCAUUCGCGCUAAGCUGUCCGUCGACAACCCGAACAAGGCUCUCCGCGACCCCGUCAUCUACCGCUGCAACAUCGAGACCCCUCACCACCGUACCGGCACCAAGUGGAAGAUGUACCCCAUGUACGAUUUCGCCUGCCCCGUCGUUGACAGCCACGAGGGCGUCACCCACGCUCUCCGCUCCACCGAGUACACCGACCGCAACCCCCAGUACCAGUGGUUCAUUGAUACCCUCAAGCUCCGCCAGGUCUACAUGUGGGAUUUCGCCCGCAUGAACUUCAUCCGCACCUUCCUCUCCAAGCGCAAGCUCGCCAAGCUCGUUGAUACCGGCAAGGUCUGGGGCUGGGACGACCCUCGCAUGCCCACCAUCCGUGGUGUGCGCAGGCGCGGUAUGACCAUCCCCGCGCUUCGCGACUUUAUCCUCAAGCAGGGCCCCUCCCGCAACGUCGUCACCAUGGAUUGGACCAACUUCUGGGCUAGCAACAAGAAGGAGAUCGACCCCAUUGCUCCCCGCCACACCGCUAUCACCAAGAAGGACGCCGUCAAGGUGGUCGUCAAGGGCGCCGAUGCCCCCGCCGAGCCCGUCAAGCAGGAGAAGCCCAAGCACCCCAAGAACAAGGAGGUCGGCACCAAGCAGGUCACUUUCGCCAACGAGCUCAUUAUGGACCAGGCCGACGCCAAGUCGUUCAAGGACGGCGAGGAGAUUACCAUUAUGGGUUGGGGUAACGGCUUUGUCCGCAACAUUGACACCUCUGCCGAGGUCAUCCCCACCUUUGAGAUCGAUCUCAACCUUGCCGGCGACGUCAAGUCUACCGAGAAGAAGGUCACCUGGCUCGCGUCCAAGGGCCAGACGCUGGUCCCUGCCGAGCUCUGGGACUUUGACUACCUCAUCACCAAGGACGUUCUCCAGGAGGAGGACAACAUGGAGGACUUCCUCAACCCCGUCACCGAGACCAUGGAGGAGGCCUGGUGCGACGAGGCGGCGGCCUCCCUCAAGAAGGACGACAUCAUUCAGCUCGAGAGACGCGGGUACUACCGGGUUGACAAGGGUCUCAAUGACUGGAAGGAGGGCGAGGAGAAGAAGCUUGUGCUGUUCUGCAUUCCUACUGGCAAGACUGGUUCCAAACGCCAAACCCGACAAGCCACCAUCGACAAGACAGCGCAAGCGAAGCAAGCCAAGCGAACAUGUCACAGACACGUAAAAAUGCUACGCAAAUGUAACAAAAUGCAACGGUUCAAGAACCAGGUUUUGUGUAACGGGGUGGAAGACGAGAGAAAUCAGCCCGCCCAGACGGACAAGAAGGGACAAGACAAUGCCGAGAAGCAACAAGUCUCCAAAAGGAAGUUGGAUUGGAGAAAGACGGCUUGGCGAAGGGGAGAGGCCGUUAUAAAACUGUGA
Messenger RNA from Neurospora tetrasperma FGSC 2508, 2254 nucleotides. RefSeq lists its product as uncharacterized. Bases 74 to 2254 code for a protein of 726 amino acids. NCBI's taxonomy places the organism in Eukaryota, Fungi, Ascomycota, Sordariomycetes, Sordariales, Sordariaceae. Gene Ontology annotation, molecular function: glutamate-tRNA ligase activity; ATP binding. The record is from RefSeq and is a predicted model, not a curated record. Gene Ontology annotation, biological process: translation; glutamyl-tRNA aminoacylation. The transcript is spliced from 4 exons. Gene Ontology annotation, cellular component: methionyl glutamyl tRNA synthetase complex; cytosol; cytoplasm.